GCGCAGCUACUAUGUCCUAUGUAUACUCUGUAUUUGAUUAUUGACGCGAAAUGUCACCGUCAUUGACUUUUGACUUUGACGUUUUAAAUGUUGUUUUGUUGGCUGUUGUUGGUGUUGUGAUAUUAAUUUGCCAGCCUUGGUAUUGAUGGUUGUCGGGGUCACGAUGCACGUAUUCUGUUAACUUUUAGAAUUUGAAAGUAUUUGUGGGGUGUAUGAUGAUCUUAAUUAGAUUAAGUGAUUAAGAGUGCUCUAAUUGCAGUUUAGAAUUUAAUGUAAUCUUACCUUUCAAACCUUUCUGUUCAAUAUAGGAAACCUUUAGAGCACAGAAAGUAUAAAAAUGUCGUUUUUACGCGGCUCAGAAAACUAUGUGUGGUGUACGACAAGUGUCCUGGGCAAGGGUGCCACUGGCGCGGUGUUUCAAGGUGUAAACAAGAACAACGGGGAACCCGUUGCAGUAAAAACAUUUAACCAGUUAAGCCAUAUGCGACCUCAUGAUGUCCAAAUGAGAGAAUUCGAAGUCCUUAAAAAAGUGAAACACGAAAACAUCGUAAAACUUCUAGCAAUUGAAGAGGAACAGGAAGGGCGAGGGAAAGUUAUUGUGAUGGAACUGUGCACUGGUGGCAGCUUGUUCAAUAUACUCGACGACCCUGAGAACACAUACGGCCUUCAAGAACACGAGUUUCUAUUAGUGUUGGAGCACUUGACUGCUGGCAUGAAGCAUUUGCGUGACAAUAACUUGGUACAUAGGGAUUUAAAACCAGGCAAUAUCAUGAAAUACAUCAAUGAGGAUGGGACCACCACUUAUAAGCUCACAGAUUUUGGAGCUGCCAGAGAAUUACAAGAAGAAGAACAAUUUGUGUCUUUGUAUGGUACGGAGGAAUACUUGCAUCCUGACAUGUAUGAACGAGCAGUGCUACGCAAACCUGUAGGCAAGAGCUUUGGAGCCACAGUCGACCUCUGGUCUAUAGGCGUAACAUUGUACCACGUGGCUACAGGUCAGCUGCCCUUCAGGCCAUAUGGGGGCCGGAGAAAUAAGGAAACCAUGUUCUACAUUACCACAAAGAAGGCAUCCGGAGUUAUUGCAGGAACCCAAACCACUGAGAAUGGUCCUAUCGACUGGGCCCGUGACCUGCCAUCGCACUGUCAGCUCAGCGUUGGCCUGCGUAAACUCGUCACACCAUUGUUAGCCGGUCUUUUGGAAGUAGAUCCCCACAGAAUAUGGACGUUUGAAAAAUUCUUCUAUGAAGUUCAAAUAACCACUUCAACUACACCGGUGCAUGUGUUUCAUGUUAACAAGGCAGCAAGUAUAAAGGUGUUCUUGAAGCCGGACGAGAAGUUCGAGCACCUGCAGACAUACAUCUGCGAGCAGACGAGCGUGGUCGCCGAGUCGCAGAUACUGCUCUACAAGGAUCAGUUGAUACACACUGUCAUCGACGACAACACGCUGGGCAAGGAGUACCCGGAGACGACGGCGGAGGAGCCGCUCAUACUGUUCAAUAAGAACAAUAACAACGUGAGCAUGGCGCCGGAGCCCGAGGUGCCCAAGUUCCCGGUGUUCCCCAACAUCGUGUCCGUCGAGAACGACGCCAGCCAGGCCAAGACGGCGUGCAGCGUGGGCCACGUGAUCAAGCGGCGCGUCGAGGCGCUGUGCGCCGCGUCCGUGCUGUGCGGCGCGUGCGUGGCGCGCUGGACGGCGCUGCUGGGCGCGCGCCUCGCCGCCGUCGCCGCGCGCGCCGCCCAGCUCGCGCAGCACGCCUGCCUGGCGCACACGGCGGCGCGCGCGCUGGACCUGGCGCCCGGCGCCGGCGCGGGCUGGGCGGCCGCGGCCGGCCUGCUGGCGGCCGACGCGGGCUCGCUGCGCGCCGCGGCGGCCGCGCUGCUGCAGCGCCACGCGGCGCCCGCGCUGCGCGCCGAGUUCGACGCGGCCGCGCGCCUGGCGCCCUGCCCCAGCGACCUCCGUCUGCACAUCAAGGCCAAGACCCUCGUCGACAGACUGCGCGAGUCGUGGCAGCACCUGGUCCGCGACCGCGCGACGCGCUCGCUCACCUACAACGACGAGCAGUUCCACGUCCUCGAGCGCAUCACCGUCGCCGAGACCGCGCGCCGCGCCCGCGCCUUGUUGCAGCGCGCCGCCCCGCUCGCCCGCGCCCGCGCCGACGCCAUCGCCGACUGGUACAAAGUGGCGCAGACAGUGUACCUGCAGACCCAGAUCCUGGACAAGGACGUGUCCAGCGCAGAGCUGAAGCUGCUGACGCUGGCGGCGCGCAUACAGGACGCAGAGCAUGCGCUGCGAGGCCAGCUCGUAAACUCGCCGAAAGCAGAUACGAGUGGAGACGCUGGAGAAAAAACCAGGGAGAUGGGAGGAGGAAAUGCUCAGAAAAGCAACGGCGCGGGCGGCGUCACAGCGCGCGGCGCCGGCGUCCGCGCCCUGCUCGCCGCGCACGGCGACCUCGCCCACCAGCUCCGCGCCAACUCCGCGCUCCUCACUCGCCUCGCCGACCUGGCGCAGCAGUUGCAGCCCUAGCGGCCGCGCCGGCCUGGCGCAGCAGUUGCAGCCCUAGCGGCCGCGCCGACCUGGCGCAGCAGUUGCAGCCCUAGCGGCCGCGCCGGCCUGGCGCAGCAGUUGCAGCCCUAGCGGCCGCGCCGACCUGGCGCAGCAGUUGCAGCCCUAGCGGCCGCGCCGGCCUGGCGCAGCAGUUGCAGCCCUAGCGGCCGCGCCGGCCUGGCGCAGCAGUUGCAGCCCUAGCGGCCGCGCCGGCCUGGCGCAGCAGUUGCAGCCCUAGCGGCCGCGCCGACCUGGCGCAGCAGUUGCAGCCCUAGCGGCCGCGCCGGCCUGGCGCAGCAGUUGCAGCCCUAGCGGCCGCGCCGGCCUGGCGCAGCAGUUGCAGCCCUAGCGGCCGCGCCGGCCUGGCGCAGCAGUUGCAGCCCUAGCGGCCGCGCCGGCCUGGCGCAGCAGUUGCAGCCCUAGCGGCCGCGCCGGCCUGGCGCAGCAGUUGCAGCCCUAGCGACUACAGGACUCCAACAGAAUGGACGUGGUGCUAUAUUGUAAAAGUUCCAUUUAAGCAAUAAUAAAUCAAUUUAUUUAUAAGUAUAUGUUUAUAAAAUAAGUUCGUGCUCAAUCGUGCAAAUUAAAAUCUAUUAUAUUCAUCGUCAUCUCACCGUAUAUUGAGUGCAGUAUGCGCAUCACAGCGCAACGCCGUCCCUCCGUCGAGCUGUCUGCCUGCAGUAGGUGGAUGCACACAUAUAUCAUUACGCGCGUCUUCCUCUGUAUUAUAGAGGAAGUAUUUUGCCAUGGCGGACAGCUCCGUGCAACCGGAAGGGCGCAUUAAAUGUAUAUAUGUACAUUCCAUGCUUGAUACAAGCAUUAAUUGUUUAGAAGCCGGUUUCAACAUAUGUAGUAACGGCUAUGUCGUGGGACACAAUGUCGCUUAAACCACGUAACUGCUUCGUCUUCUAGUAGUUCUUUUGUUAAUUAUACAAUAAUUAAUAUUAAUGAAGCACUUACCAAAUGGCGAACACAAUACCGGAAAAGCUAGUGUAAGUAUAUUUGUUUCGUUAAUAGUUUGUUCAUACAUUUUGCAACGUUUCAAUAAAUAUUUACACAUUCAGGGCUGAUUUUUCAAUGGUAAGAUAAAACUUAUCUGGGGAAUAAGUAUAAUGCUGUCGCGCCAAAAUGUUUGUAUAAGACAGUGGCAGCAAUAAUUGUAUGCCUCAGAUAACAUUUAUUUGACUAUUGAAAAAUUGCCUUAGACGAACAAAGGUAUUAUUAUUGUAUUAGAAUGAAAUAAUUGGUAAUCUAUUGCAAAUACAAAGAAGUAAACUAAAGUUAAUUAAUUUUGAAGUGUUCUAGUUUGGCCACGAUACGGUAUGUAUACAGUAACUCGGCCGCAUCUUUAAAAUAAAUUCGGUACGUAAACAGGCGAUAGAGCUACCGCCUCAGCUUACUGUCGUUUCUAUAAAUUACGUACCUACAUACAUACAAGUCAAAAUACAAAAAUACCGCUAAAUACGUCAAAUAAAUGUAUUACAUAUUAAAAGUUUCAAGCAAGUCGCUGUAAAUCUCGAGAGCACACACAUCGAGGCGUGCACUGAGCGAGCGACUGCAGACUGCCUAGUGCGAGCUUCUAAGUCGGUCCUUCAGUAUUGCAAACUAUUUGCAUAGCGCGCUCCGCGACAUCGCUGCAGUCCUAGGCUCCAAUAAAGAUAUGUCGUUCUAACUUAUAUAUCUAGUUAAAUGGUGUUACGACCUAUAGCUAGUUUAGCCUACUUAUAGGGCGACACAUCCAUACAGAUGAUAUGGUCACUUUACGCGAUCGAAUCUGUGAUACUCGCACUAGGCAACCUGAUGCUUCUCGACCACUAUUAAGGGGACAUGAAUUCGAACUUCGCAAUAAAAGUAUACACCCUAUAAGUAUAAGUUGUGCG
This is a messenger RNA of Spodoptera exigua (beet armyworm), 4425 nucleotides long. The record is from the annotation of a GenBank genome assembly. Lineage: Eukaryota; Metazoa; Arthropoda; Insecta; Lepidoptera; Noctuidae.